Prosopis cineraria is the source of this 773-nucleotide messenger RNA. RefSeq lists its product as uncharacterized. The transcript is spliced from 3 exons. Bases 332 to 571 code for a protein of 79 amino acids. Lineage: Eukaryota; Viridiplantae; Streptophyta; Magnoliopsida; Fabales; Fabaceae. The record is from RefSeq and is a predicted model, not a curated record.
CCCAACAUUCCAGUCAUGUGCUCCCUCUUUGAAUUUUUAUGAUCUUUCUUAUUGACUUGAUCCCCAGUAACAGCACUUCAUUAAAAGUAAAAUCAUUCACGUACUGUAUUUCUGUGGCAUACGAUUACAGUAAUGAAGUAUAUUUACAUCCAAAUCCAAAUACUAAUGAUGACACCAACAAUAAUGGAGUAGAUAAGAUAACUUCCAUUUCCAUAGAGUAUUUCUGGUUAUCCUAGGGACGAAGGUUGUGUGAUGCGUCUAUAAAUUUGGAAUCCACAGUGAGAAAUCCCAAAGCACAACUCUCACAUCCUCUGCUCUGCUGCGACAACCAAUGGGGGGAGGAAAUGGCCAGAAGUCCAAGAUGGCUCGUGAGAAGAACAUGCAAAAACAAAAAGGCCCUAAAGGAAGUCAGCUUGAUUCCAACAAAAAAGCCAUGACGAUCCAGUGCAAGGUGUGCAUGCAAACAUUCAUUUGCACAACAUCAGAAGUGAAGUGCAGGGAACAUGCAGAGGCCAAGCACCCCAAGUCUGAUGUGCACACAUGUUUCCCCCAUCUUAAGAAUUCAACCUGAUUUCUCUACUCUCUGUAAUUUUAUAGUUCUAAACUUGCCGGAUAGCGAUCCUUUAAUGCUAUAUAUGUAUAUGAUAUGUAAUUGCUAUUAUUGAUAUUCUUUCAAUAAACCCAGCUUCCACUGGGCUAUAGAUCUGCCUAGUUCAUGUUACAGAAGUUUUUCUUUUUAGAUGAACAGUCCCCGGACCUCUUUGAACUCAAAA